Chanos chanos (milkfish) is the source of this 1203-nucleotide messenger RNA. RefSeq names its product purinergic receptor P2X, ligand-gated ion channel, 2 (gene p2rx2). The record is from RefSeq and is a predicted model, not a curated record. Gene Ontology annotation, molecular function: extracellularly ATP-gated monoatomic cation channel activity; purinergic nucleotide receptor activity; ATP binding. Gene Ontology annotation, biological process: response to ATP; calcium ion transmembrane transport. NCBI's taxonomy places the organism in Eukaryota, Metazoa, Chordata, Actinopteri, Gonorynchiformes, Chanidae. The coding region runs from base 1 to 1203 and encodes 400 amino acids. Gene Ontology annotation, cellular component: plasma membrane; signaling receptor complex. The transcript is spliced from 12 exons.
AUGGGAUUAUGGAAAUUUUUAAAGGAUUAUUUUCUGGGGUUUUGGGAUUAUGAGACCCCAAAGGUAAUGGUGGUGAAAAACAGAACUCUUGGAGUCAUUUACAGAGCAGUCCAGUUCCUGGUCAUCACCUAUUUUAUCUGGUAUGUUUUUAUCAGUCAGAAAGCAUACCAAGAGAGUGAGACCAGACCAGAGAGCUCCGUCUAUACCAGAAUGACUGGGGUGGCGUUGCUAGGAGACAGCGUGCGGGACAUGGUGGAAUAUGUCCGCCCUUCAGAGGGUGGUGAUGUCAUCAGUGCAAUUUUGAGACAAGAGGUCACACACGAUCAGAGACAGGGCACGUGCCCGGAGUAUUACAUGGUUCCCAACGCAAACUGCACACAAGAUUCCGACUGCAUUGCAGGUGAUGUGGAUUUCGACGGUAACGGGCAGAAGACGGGUCGGUGCGUACCAUACUACAAUAAAACAUUUAAGACUUGUGAAAUUAAGACUUGGUGUCCUAUUGAAGAAUAUGCAGCAGUCAGGGAACCACCGUUGGUAGAAGCCAUCAACUUCACUGUCUUCAUCAAGAAUUCAAUCCACUUCCCAAAGUUCAAAGUGCUCAGAGGGAAUAUAAAGAAAACCAAACAUGACUACCUGAGACGCUGUCACUACCAGGAGGAGACCAGUCCGUACUGUCCCGUCUUCCGCCUGGGUUACAUCGCCGAGCAGGCCAGGGAGAACUUCAGUGCCCUGUGUGAAACGGGAGGAGUAAUUGGUGUCUACAUCAAUUGGAAAUGUGACUUUGACCUGGAUCCCUCUAAAUGUACACCAACGUACUCAUUUCGACGACUCGACAUCCGGAAGAUCCCUUACACCUCCGGAUAUAACUACAGGUUUGCCAAGUAUUACCACAAAAAUGGCCAGGAAUUCCGGACGCUCAUCAAAGCCUACGGAAUUCGUUUGGACAUCAUUGUACAUGGCUACGCGGGGAGAUUCAGCCUUAUUCCGACUAUUAUCAACACAGUGACAGCCAUGACAUCAGUAGGAAUUUGUUCCAUCAUCUGUGACUGGAUAAUGCUAACCUUUAUUGACAAGAAUGAAAUCUACAGCGAGAGGAAGUUUGACAAUGUAUCCAAAAAGAUCCCCCAGCCCGUCUCAACAGAACUAACGACCACAGAAUAUGGCUCCACCCACUCAGAUCUCUCAGAGGGCGUGGCACUUUGA